GUAGUUUGUCAUAAAUUUUAUUGCUUAUAUGCUUAAAAUGUCUAAGUGCAAGCAAUUUGCCUAUUGUAUUGUUUUAUUCCUAUACCUGAUUGGAUCAAGCAUGGCUGCUCGCACCACUCCUGAUGAUGAUGUGUUGGAAUGGGUAAAAAAAGAUAAUCGUCGUUUCCUGCAUGCUGAUAUCAGAGUUGGUGAUCUUAAUAGCACCAUUAAGUUUUACACUGAGUCUCUUGGGAUGAAGCUGCUGAGCCAAAAAGACUUCCCAGAGCAAAAAUACUCGAAAGCAAUUGUUGGGUUUGGCCCUCAGGACACUCAUUUUGUCCUGGAAUUGACAUAUAUCUAUGGAGUAGACAAAUUUGAUAUUGGGACUGGCUUUGGACAUUUUGGAAUUGCAAGUCAAGAUAUCUAUACUGUGGUUGAAAACAUUCGAGCAAAGGGUGGAGUCAUCACCCGUGAACCAGGGCCAAUUGCUGAAGGGGGUUCGACCAUCUUUGCCUUUGUGCAGGAUCCUAAUGGCUAUAGUUUUGAGCUCCUUCAAAGGCCCCCAACUCCUGAACCACUUUGUCAAAUAUUGCUUAAUGUCCUUGAUCUUGAUCGUGCUAUUGAGUUUUAUGAAAAGGCAUUAGGCAUGAACCUUCUGCUGAAGUAUGACAACCCGCAAGAACAGUUUUCUAUGGCUAUGGUGGGUUAUGGAUCAAAUUUAACUCAGACAACUGUUUUGGAACUGAGAUAUGAUUAUAAUGUAACCGAGUAUACCAAAGGAGACGGAUAUGCACAGGUUGCUAUUGGUACUGAUGAUGUGUACAAGAGUGCUGCUGCUGUUAAACUUGUUACCAAAGAACUUGGAGGACAAAUAAUCCUACCACCGGUUUCAAUUCCCACAACCAACACCAAAAUCACCUCAUUUGUUGAUCCAGAUGGCUGGAAGACGGAUUUGGUGGACAAUGAAGAUUACCUCAAACAACUGCAGAAGAAAGAGUGAUAAGGGUGUUGCUUAUGCCUUUCCAAUUGAAUGAGGAGUCCUGCCUUUGGACCUGUAUCUAGCGUGCUUAUUCAUUUGUAUGUUCAUUUUUUUUUUUUUUUUUUUUUUGUUACCUUGUUUUGUGGGUUUGUAUGUUUCCAUAUUACUUAAAACAUCAUCUAAGCAAGCUACUAUUGUAAGUUUGCCAAUGAAAAAUAAGAAAGAUGGAUUUGUAUGACUAUAGAAACAUACAAGCUAGAGUUCUAUAAACUUGAGCCUGUAGCACAAUUGCAACUUUGCGGGAAUACAAACUAUGAACAAGCUAUCCAGUAUUAAUACA
Molecule: messenger RNA, 1298 nt
Organism: Quercus robur (English oak)
Lineage: Eukaryota; Viridiplantae; Streptophyta; Magnoliopsida; Fagales; Fagaceae
Product: lactoylglutathione lyase GLX1-like
Exons: 9
Coding region: 29-979 (316 amino acids)
Cellular component (GO): cytoplasm
Molecular function (GO): metal ion binding; lactoylglutathione lyase activity
Source: RefSeq, a predicted model, not a curated record